AUGUUCACGGUCUCUAUCAGAUAUCACUUUCUUAAUUAUAUUAAAAGUAAAAGAUGGCACGUACCAAGCAAACUGCUCGCAAAUCCACAGGAGUCUGCUGCCAUUGGCGCUUUGCAGGAAGCCAGUGAGGCUUACCUCGUAGGUCUCUUUGAAGACACUAACCUGUGCGCUAUUCACGCAAAACGCGUCACAAUCAUGCCUAAAGACAUCCAACUUGCACGACGAAUCCGUGGAGAACGCGCUUAA
Messenger RNA from Parnassius apollo (apollo), 246 nucleotides. Lineage: Eukaryota; Metazoa; Arthropoda; Insecta; Lepidoptera; Papilionidae. The record is from the annotation of a GenBank genome assembly.